UGCGUGCAUAACUCUUUACUGGCGCAAGACGCUCCCGUAGUGAUCGAUGCUUUUUGUCCAAAGACGUUCGCCAUAAGUGACGUAAUUAUCCGUGCUGCAUAUGUUAUGUUUGUGCUGGCGGUUUUGUUUGGAGCGGUUUGAAAUUUGGUGUUGCUUCUCUGUUUGUUUACGAUUGACGAACGUCUGUGGAAAAUGUUUAAAGAGAAGUUAUUUCUGUGUGUUUCUACCCUGCGUAUUUUUGGAUAAAAUGAUAAGUUCUUUUACUUAUAUCCGUACGACUGGGAACAAAGUGUUUUAUUCGUGAAUCUGCAGUAAGUUUACUAGAGCACUAUAUCUCGUUAGGAAGCUAAAAUGUUAUGUUGUUCUCGUCGUCGUCGUCUCAGUCUGUUGAUUUAUUUGAUGCAGCUGUCACUCUCCAUGCUACUCUAUAUUGUGCAAGUCUCUUCAUCCCGCAGUAACUACUGCAACAUACCACCUCAAUCUGCUUAUUGUAUUAAUGUCUUAGCCUUACCCUGUGACUUUUACUUCACCCCACACUUCCCAUACUAAAUUGGUGAUCUCUUGAUGUCUUAGAAUGUGUCUUGUCAACUGAUCCCCUCUUUUGGUGGAGCUGUGCCACAAAUUUGCCUUAUCACUUUUAUUCAGUACCUUCUCAUUAGUGAGGUAAUUUACCGCUCUAAUUUCUAGCAUUCCUCUGCAGCACCACGUGUCAAAAGCUUCUAUUCUCAUCUUGUCUAACAUGUUUAUUGUCUAUGUUUCACUUCCAUGCGUGUCCACAUUGUAGACAAGUAGUUUCACUAAAGCCUUCCUAAUACUUUAAUCUAAUUCAAUGGUUUAUAUCCACUCACCCCAAGUAGCAAAAUUCUUGGGCCAUUCCAUGUCAAAUCAACACACUUUAAAUAAAAAUUUGACCUCACCCUCUUAGAUUUUGUUGAAAGGUGGUUUACUUAUAGUGGGUGCUCAAUCUAAGAACAAUACCAAAUUUCAAUUUUUACCGCAAUACAUUCCUGAAAUAUGGUCUUGUAAACUUUUCAAAAACUGCCCAAAAAUGUAUGAAUGGGCUUUAUUUAAAUCGCCCUAGGAGCUGCCCUAAUUGAGCUAGAGAGCUAGUAUCUGCUCCUGAUGAACAAUGGACAUCUUUAAAAAGCCAGAAAGGGUUCUACCAAGGAAAACAGUAAAGUGUAGCAAACAAGAUACACACUACUGUGCAAGACUCGAGUCCUCUGUAACAUCCGCUUCCCCAUCAACAUCACUUUGUUCACAACAGUCUAAAUGCAAUAACUAUAGCUAUGCUGCGAGUUUUUACAAAAGUGUUAUAAAUAGUAGUACUUUAUCCAAUGACUCAAGAGUUCUACAUGAUUCUUCUCAAUUACACAGUUCUGUAAAGAAGUUUGGUGAAACUAUGUGGCUUGAGCUUAUAAAUACUGCCAGUAAGUGGCAGGUUGAGGGAUUUGCUGAAAAGUGCAAGGAAAUGAAAAUGAGGGCAGCUCUGUCAAAAGGCAAUUUACAUAAGAAAGUGGUGUUCUUUGAAAGAUGGUGGUGCGUUUUAACAGAUGAACUCGAUCUCUGCAUUCAGGGAUUUGUGGAGAACAAGAGUGGUAUGGUUCAGACUGAACCAAUAAUAAAACGAAUGGAUUCCCAUACUGUGGCCAGUCGAAAUUAUUUAUGCAAACUGAAAAAUUUCAGUGAUGAAGACUGUGUUUCAGGCUUACCACACUUCAUUAAAAACAGAUUUGCUUGUGGAUUCCCUGAAGACUGGAAACUGUUAAGAAGACAAUGGACCAUGUUUUUAAAAGCAGGAGAACCACAAGAUUUUCAGUGGAAGGGAAAUGACAAUGCAGCUAUUUUAGACAACUGUUCUUCCAUCCAAAAGUCCCCUGGACAAUCAUCACCAGAAAGUAGUUGUGAGGAAUUCACAAACAAAACUCAGAAGAGAAAUUCAUUGCUUGACAACAAUAAAUUCACAGAAAGAGUUCUUGGACUUGGUUCUAAUAACGCUGUAGUUGAAACACGUGAUACUAAAAAUACAGGAAACCGGCCAUGUUUAGAAGAUGAAAGAACUAACUGUGGAAUCCCGAAAAGAAAUGAACCAGAAUGUAGCAACACUGCUACAACUACAAAGAAACAUUUUCUGGCAACUAAAAGAAGCUUCGAUGUUGUUAAUGAUAGUGAAGACUCAAGCGAUGAAGAUAAUGGCAUUGUCAACUUGGAGACGAAUUGCCAAGAUGCAAAAAUCAAUGAUAUGCAGUAUGGAAAUAAGGAACAGUCGGUUGUCAUGAGAAGAAAUAAUACACCUCAAGCAUUGGUGGGUGAUGAAGUAUUACUGGAGAAGUGGCUGCCUGUCUUGAAGGGGAGACAACUCUGCUUCAAAGGAGUCAGGUGUACAGGGAACACAUAUAACGAUCACACAACAGCUGCAGUAAAAUCAAGACUUAAAAGUGAUACUGUGACACUUGUUGAUGGCAGUAUCUGCAAGCUUAUAGGACAGUUUCAUGAUGUACAAAAUUGUUUGCCUGCAGAAAUUGGAUCUAAGUUCAAAUGUGGAAUGCCACUGCAUUGGCGGAAAGUAUUAGAUAUGUGGAUUACCUAUGCCAACACUGCUAAAGGUACAUCUGCUACAAGAAGUGAAUCAUCACACUUGAAUAACCAGCAACAAGGAAAUGUGAAAACAAGCUCACGGGGCCGUAUUUUGCUGCGACCAGUGAAACACUGGUUAGGUGAGACUCCUUCAUCAGUCAUUAACUGUAUGGCAGACAACAAUAAAGAGAAAAAUAACAACGUACGAGAGAAACUGUGGAAUGAUCAGGGCUCAAAUGCUUUGCCUGCUGUGAAAAGUGACAGAGUGCAAAGUGCAGGUGACAAGAAAAAAUGUAAGAUGUCGAACAAGCCGGAGGCAGUACCACCAAAAAGCAUAAAAAAUGCAGUCAACUCAACACGAAAGAAAGAAUUAGUUUACAGAAAUGUAAAAAAAAGUAAAAAAAAACGACAGCCAUCUAUACCUGACACAGACAAAGUUGUGAAUAGUGAUGCUUUAGAUGGCAAUAACUGUCCAGAAAAUCAAUUUGAAAACCCAAUUCAUUUUACAGAUUCAGAAAGGAGAGUUCUGAAGAGCGGAAACAAACAAAUCAAUGCACAAAAAGAAAGUCCCAAUGCCAUAAUGUACAAGAACAAAAGUGCUGGUGUUGGUAAGAAUGUAGUUUCUCAUAGUAUCCACUCAAGUAAUAAAAUUAAUUAUGGAAAUUUAAAGCCAAAUACUACAGUCCAAGUAUUCGGCAAAGAUAGUAAAGGUUCCACCAAUGACAAAAAUAGUAAGCACGCCACCAAGAAAACUAAAAAUAUGAAAACAAGUGAUAUGAGUUAUGAUUUUACAGAUUUUCUCGGGAAACCCCCACGUACCCUGAAGCAGAGGAAGAAACUGGCCAAAAUAGUCAAAACACUGUCACAAAAUAACAAACAAAAUGUGGAUUUUUUUGAUGAUACUGCAGAAGAUCAUGAAAAUAGCAGGGCGGAUUGGGAUGAUUUUAUAGAUUUGAGUGAUUGUGCAACUUUUAACAUUGGAGAGGAAACACCACGUUCAAAGUUACUUCAUGGAAGUUGUUUCAAGACACCUGACCCUUCUCCGUCACGCUCCAUAUUCCAGAUAACACCAUGUGAUAGUGGUGAAGUGCUGCGAUACGUUCAUCAACAGAAGACAAAAAAUGACAGAGCUGUCGAAAAGAAAGAUGCAAAGAAAACAAAAUUAUCUUUUAUUCAUACCACAACAGAAAAUCAGGCUGUGAAUGACAUAUAUGCUGCACUUCUGAAGGGAGAAACCAUCCCAAAACAUAUAAUAACUAAAGCAAUGAAUGUUGACAGUGAUGAUAGUUCAUCUGAAUCUUUUGACUGAUGUAAUUAACAUAAAUAGCUGGGCCAUAGUAUUUUAUGUGCUGUACAGUGAUGGCUUGUCUGAUUAGUUUAAUCUCUCUGUGGCCCAAGGUAUAAAAUAAAAUUUACUAAUAAUUUUACUAAUGCUUUUUUAUUUUUGGGAAGAUAAUGAUAUUUUACAUUUAAUAAAUAUAACAUUUUAAAUAAAAAUUAAUUAUGAAAUUC
This is a messenger RNA of Schistocerca gregaria, 4089 nucleotides long. RefSeq lists its product as uncharacterized. The coding region runs from base 1130 to 3886 and encodes 918 amino acids. The transcript has 16 exons. The record is from RefSeq and is a predicted model, not a curated record. NCBI's taxonomy places the organism in Eukaryota, Metazoa, Arthropoda, Insecta, Orthoptera, Acrididae.